Pocillopora damicornis (cauliflower coral) is the source of this 2504-nucleotide messenger RNA. RefSeq names its product ferroptosis suppressor protein 1. The record is from RefSeq and is a predicted model, not a curated record. Gene Ontology annotation, cellular component: cytoplasm. Gene Ontology annotation, molecular function: electron-transferring-flavoprotein dehydrogenase activity; flavin adenine dinucleotide binding. Lineage: Eukaryota; Metazoa; Cnidaria; Anthozoa; Scleractinia; Pocilloporidae.
UUUCCUUGCGGGCUCAGCGUCGACUUAAAGGAGCUGUCAAGUUUAUCCUUCUAAGGCUUUCUUAGGCGAACGAAGCAUUCGAGAAGAUUUAGUGGUUCGAUUGAGCCCAGACAUAACUCGAAGCUGCUUUUAAGGUUCCAUAUGAGUGCACAUUAUACGCAUAUGUGAUGGGGAAUUCUUCUUCCUCGUCAUCAUCAGCACCAAAGCACAGCUGUCAGGUGGUGAUAGUAGGCGGUGGUUAUGCUGGAGUGAAGCUUGCGAUAGACUUGGACAGCUACUGCAAGGUCGUUCUCAUUGAUCCUAAAGAUGCUUUCCAUCACAACAUGGCAGGAUUACGGUGUAUUGUUGAACCAGCAUUUGUCAACAAGACUCUGAUUCCUUAUGAAGGUGUUUUAAAGCAUGGGUCCUUUGUAAAGAAUCGUGUAGUGAGUUGCAACAUCUCCAGAAAGGCUGUGACACUGGCUAGCAGUGAAGAAAUCAGUUAUGAUUAUCUUGUCUUUGCUUGUGGCUCAUCUGUACCAUUUCCAGGUAAAGUUCCCCUUGGAACAAGCAUGAAAGAUGCUGAAAAGCUCUACAGAGAUUGUGCCGACCAGGUGGCAAAGAGUAACAAAAUUGUUGUGAUUGGUGGUGGUCCUGUGGGAGUAGAGUUAGUUGGUGAAUUAGCCUCAGACUUCCCAGACAAGAAAGUUACACUAAUGCACAACAGGGAGCAAAUACUGGAUGACAGAUUGUCACGCAAGUUUGUUAAAAAGAUUCAGGAUGGAAUGAAGGCUCUGAAAGUGGAGACAGUCCUUGGGGAACGAGUUGACAUGGAUGACCUGAAUUUUGAUUCAGACAAACCGUGGAUUACAGGGCCAGUGACACUUACUACCGACCAGGGAACCAGUGUGCCUGCAGAUCUAGUAUUCCGCUGUACUGGACUCAAGGUCAAUUCAGUUGCUUACCAAUCCAAACUCUCAGACAAGAUGGAAAAGAAUGGAAGUCUUAAAGUUGACAGAUUCCUUCAAGUGGAAGAGAUUGAAAAUGUGUUUGCUAUUGGAGAUUGUAACAACACCCCUGAAUUGAAACUAGCGUACACUGCAAAACUGCAUGCUGAUGCAGUUGCUGAAAAUAUCAAACGGCUCAAUGAAAGCAAACGCCCAAAAGAAUACAAGCCUGGUAAUGCAGCCAUGGCCCUGCCUCUUGGACGGAAUGGAGGAGCAACACAGCUCCCAAAUGGAAUGGUGGCUGGGAGUUUCUUAACCAAGUCGUUCAAAGGGAAGGACAUCAUGACACCAAGCUUCUGGAAGUUAAUGAAACAGAAAAUGCCAUCUAAUUGAAUGGCUGAACUUUCAUUGAACUAUUAUGGACACUUGAAAUAAAAAGACCCCUGCAUGACUUGAUCACAGCCUUGUGGAUCAUGAAAGGUUGCUAUGGUAUGCAAUAAUUUAGAAGGCACAAGCAUUUCUGUGCAAAAUUUUAGCUAAGUUUGAAAGUUUGAUGUUUGUUACAAAUUUGUAUGCAUGAAGUCAUCUAGCAACUUUUUUUCUUCCUAGCAAAUGCUGUUAAUUGUAUCACUAAAUUGAUAGAAAAAUCUUGCAUUUAUAUAUGAGACUUCAAAAUUGGAGGUCUUACUGAUUCAUCAACCUCUUUUCAUUUUGUGCUGUUUUGUACCUCAACUAUUUUCCAUGAUUGACUGGGUCAUAUGAUCAAGUCAUGCAAAAGUCUCAACUCUGUACAUUUGAUGUUAAUAGUGAUAUCAGUUGCUAAAGGGCAUGAGUGAUGCCACUUGUGCCUUUAAGACAAAGUUAUAGUAGUGAUAUUGGUUUGUAAAGGGUGUGAGUGACACCACCUCUGCCUUAGACAGAAAGUUACAGCAGUAGUGAAAUGAAGCAUGUCCCCAACUUCACAAAAGGCUACAAUCAGCAGUGAAGUUGUUCAUGCAUGGACAUUUUCACCCCCACUUUAUGUUAUUUGUAUUCCUUUUGACCUUAGUACCAUAAUCUAUUUGCCCCCCUCCCCCUCUCCACCUCACUGCCUGUGACCUUCUGCUAAAAAAAGCAAUGCAGAAUAGGAGGUGACUAUUUUAACAAUGACUUGGUACAAAUAUCUGUAUUCUGUGAUGAUGCCUGUAGUGUAUUAUUCAGGCACAAAGUGUCCACUAAUUUUGUUUUGGAUUGCGGCCUCAAACAUAAUCCAUGUUACUGUUCAAGAGCAGACAUUUUAGGAACUGUUGGUGGUCCUGUUUUAAUAAUGAACUGCACAGUGUGAUUUAUAAGCUAAGCACUUGUUAAUAUGAAAUGGGAAGGCACCUUUUAUUUAUUUUGAAUAGCUAGAGCCCGCACAUAGUAAUAUUUAUUUUUUACUAUUUUUGAGUGCUUUUCACUUUAGUCUGGUAAAACAGAAAAAAACAUAUUUAAUUGCAAUGGCCAGUUAGAAGGAAAACAAAUGUCUCCAGGAACUGAUGGAAAAAUCUGAUUAAGAGAAUGUUAAUGCCUUCUAUUCAUAAAAAUGCAAGUGAGAAA